GGCGGCCGCCAUGUUAGGAGCGGGGCGGCCUUGCGCGGUGUCCUCCGCGAGUCCCGGGCGGUGCCUGCCUGCCGGGGGAGCCUGAGCGCGGGGCUGCGCCGCCGGGGAGGCGGCCCGCCGACAUGCUGCUGCUCCGAGCCGCCGUCUGCUGCCGCCGGGCCGCCUCCGGCCCCGCCUGGCUGCGGGGGGCCGCCGCGCACCGAGGGCCGCCCGCCGCCUGCCGCCGCCGGGACAGCGCGGGGGGGCGGCAGGUUACGUCUUUUCAAGCAUGGGCUGUUCGCAGCCUCAGCACAUCCGCCCCUGCUGACCACCCGGAACAUGGAAGAUUAGUUUAUAAAGGAAAUUUGGCAAAGGCGGUGUUAGGUGUGAGGUUUUUCUCUUACUCCACCAGCGUAUUCAACCUGUUCAUGGUGCCCUACAUCAUGCUCAAAACUGGCAUUGGAUUUGAUAGUCUGCUUAUACAAGCUGCCUUUUAUGGGUUGAUAGGGUUUUUUACAUUUGUAACGCCAGUCACUUUGCAUAUCCUUACAAAAGGAUAUGUGAUUCGACUCUAUUAUAAGGAGGAAAUGGACACCUAUACAGCUAUUACGUACAAUGCAAUCCUGACAGAAAAAGUGACUGUCUUCCAUCAGAAGGAUGUGAAGAUUCCAGAUAUCACCAAGAUGUUUACAACGUUUUAUGCUAAAACUAAAUCAAUGCUUGUUAAUCCACUGCUUUUCCAGAAUCCUGAGGAUUUUAACCGUCUCAUGGGCUAUGACAAAUCCUUAUAUUUUGAUUUUGAGGAGGAAAAGGAAAACGGUGAAAAUAAAUAACUUGAAGAUCAGGAAUGUCACUUAUUGUUUAUGGUGCAGAGAUAUAUAUGUACAAGCAUGUUAUGUUCUAUUAUAUUUUCUUAAGUGUCAGGUAACAUUUGAGUUCCCCAAAUGUGUUUUGGAAUGUACUGAAAAAAACGGUUCUAAACAAUGUGCAGUCUUUCUUCAAAGUUAAUGACACAAAACAUACUAAAAAUGCAUAUGUCUGUCUUGUGCUUGCUCUUCUUGAUUUAGUUUAUUUUUAACUAUCCAGGAGAACGGUAAAAUGCAUGGGCUGUGCUGCAAACUCACAAUCUCUGUUGUAAAAUUCAUAUUAAAAAAAUGAUCAACAUUUGUUACCUGUCAAGUACAUAGUUAAAUUUUUAAGAUCAGAGAGAAAUUGCAUUUAAUGCAAAAAGAUAGGGGUCUUUUUUUCUUUCAUUUUUUUUUCCUCCUGAUGCUGCUCUUCAUACCCUGAGAGUGGUGUUGGCUUUUACUUAGCCAGGAAAAGUCUACAGAAAGCAGACAGGUAUUGUUACUAGUUCCUUUCAGAGGUCUGGAGGCCUCUGGAGAAGUUAGAAAGAACAUCUGAGUCACAAAAAGGUAUAGUCAACAGGUACUAAAUGAUGUGUUAAGAUAGAGUCCCAUUCCCAAGGAACACUGCUCCCAGAUAUGGAAAACAAGUAGCCUGUCUUUUCUGUGUGUGCUUGGGGGAGCAUGUUAGCCUAAGAACUGUGCUGUGAAAAUCCUGUCAAAGCAUGCUGUAUUUGGACCAACUUAGAAUACCAGCAGCUAGUGGUUAAAAUGGACUCUUUCACCAUUUGUGAACGUUGGGGAUGCUUUGUAGAGCUUGUGCCUUAAAAAGUAUACCUCUUGAUUUUUAGCUCUCCAAAGAAGGACAUCUUUAAUUCAAGUGAAGAGCAUUAGAUCUUUUCAUGUGACUUUCCAUGCUUAAAUUAAUUCUGCACUCUGAACAUGUGAAACUUGGAUUUAAAUGUUUUUAAUCCAAGUAGAAGUUUGUCACACAAACUGACAAGUACUUGCAUAAAAAUAAUGGAAGUCCUAAAUAUUUUCAGACUUUAAAAAUUGCUGAAUCAAACAAGAAUACGUACAGAAUUCAAACUGAUCCUUUCAUAUUAGGAGUUUACUUUGUAAAUCUGAUGCUUGCUACUAAUUCCUAAUUAGUCAUCCUGAUCCUGUGAAUAAAGAAAAAAUAAUUAUAACUACAUUCACAGAUGUUUCCUAAGUUCUAGCCAAGGAAAAAAUGUAUUGAAAAGUCUAAAUGUAUUCUAAAACUACUACCCCAAUUUCUUCUUGUAGGUUGACACUGUAGAUCAUUUUAAAAUAACUGUGUUUUUAAAUAUUGUUCUUACUGUUGAAACCACUCUUGAUAUAAUUGCUAAUUAAAAAGCAAAACAGUCCAUUGAGUUACUUUUGAGGCACAUUUGUGCUGGAGCAGCUUUGAUUUGAAAAAUCUGAUUUAACCCCCUUAAGCCAGUAUCACUCUAUAGGUAAACGGUAAUAUACAAAAAUGUAUUCAACGCGUCAUACUGAAGACAGGAGGCCAGUAACAAGCAAUUCUGAUCACUUGGUUGUAGUACUUGUCCUCAAUGAAGUGAUGUUUUACACCUAAUUAAAAAAACGUUCAUUCUUUCCAUGUCUGUGCUCAUUCUCUUCUUUUUGUGCUCACUGAUGACAUUCAUCAUCUUUAAAUGCCAAAUAGAGAGAGAGCGGGAACUCCUAAGUAGUAUGAAAAUCCUCAGCCUUUUCUUCUGCCUGAUAAGAAUUUUCAUUGUUAAAAUUUGGUAUCUUUCUGAGUCAGAUUUAAGCAGCAAUAAUAAGAGCUUUCCAUCCCAGUGGUUAAGUUUCUCAAAGAAAUUAGAGUCAGUAAGCAACGUUUCUUCUACCUGUUUGUCUCCUGUCAGUGAAAUGCAAGCUCACUGGGUAAGUGGCUUUUGAAACAUAGAUAAUUUAAAAUAAAUAAAUAAAUCUCCAGGUUUUUACCAGCAGGUAGGUGGCAAUUCCGGCUAUGAUGCAGUCUCAGAAGAAUAUUUUAUACUUCAAAAUGUGCACCUUGGAAAUAGUGGUAAUUCCAUAGCUUUUCUUUUAAAGUACUUUUAUAUUAAAUGCAGUCUUACUAAAAUUUGAAAAGAGUUUUUGCUUUCUAGCAUUGGGAAAGGUCAAAUUUACUAGAGAUACACAGUAUUCCACUGGGUCUACAAUUUAUUUGCUGCUAACUUGGCAAACUCUGAAUUCAGGAAACAAACUGUAAAUCUUCAAAUCGUAUUUCUUUUUAUGGUCACCAAAUAAAUAUGCCUUUGACCUGUUA
Oxyura jamaicensis (ruddy duck) is the source of this 3120-nucleotide messenger RNA. It is a transcript of the gene TMEM70, whose product is annotated as transmembrane protein 70. Gene Ontology annotation, cellular component: mitochondrial membrane. NCBI's taxonomy places the organism in Eukaryota, Metazoa, Chordata, Aves, Anseriformes, Anatidae. Gene Ontology annotation, biological process: mitochondrial proton-transporting ATP synthase complex assembly. The coding region runs from base 123 to 812 and encodes 229 amino acids. The record is from RefSeq and is a predicted model, not a curated record. The transcript has 3 exons.